Desarmillaria tabescens is the source of this 2868-nucleotide messenger RNA. RefSeq names its product Six-hairpin glycosidase-like protein. Gene Ontology annotation, biological process: carbohydrate metabolic process. Bases 451 to 2565 code for a protein of 704 amino acids. The transcript is spliced from 5 exons. The record is from RefSeq and is a predicted model, not a curated record. NCBI's taxonomy places the organism in Eukaryota, Fungi, Basidiomycota, Agaricomycetes, Agaricales, Physalacriaceae.
CUCUCACAGCCCGAAGUUGCAUGGCUGAGCGCUGAACACCGAGUCUCGAAGACAUUCCCAUCUCAUGAAGAAGUGUUUUCAGAUCUUCUGAUUCCAUGAUACUGGUGAUAGAUUCAGAAGCCAACAGUAGAAGUAACGAUACUUUACAGGUCAGCCAAGCUGCGCAAAUUCUCCUGAUCCUGUCAUCAUAGAACUAUUGCUCGGCGUUGGCUUGUCCCAUGCUUAAGGCAAAUGUGCACAAUUCCGCUUUAACGAACCACGUGGGGGGGUGCUCUGGAAUAACGGUUGGAAGCCCGAGUCCGAGUCCGAAUCCGAAUCCGAGAGCGAUCAAUAAGCCGCGAGGAAUUAGAGUGCGUCAUCAUUUUGAGACGUCAUUCCCACAAGAUUGCCAGGGCUGCUACGCGAUGGCUAAAUAUCGAACUUUCAUGCAUUGGCCUCAGUUCAUCCCUGAUGUUAUUCUUCCUCCUUCUCUUCCUGUCGCGUAAGGCGCUGGCAGCAAUCGACCGACACACUGUGGUAUCACGGUACAAUCCCACCCGCAAUACAUCCAGCCUCACCACGCCGAUGCAAGUAGGCAACGGAAACUUCGCUUUCGGCGCCGACGUCACAGGUCUCCAGACGUUCCAGCCAUUCGCUAUCAUGUCUUCGUGGGGGUGGAAGAACGACACGUUGCCUGAGGGUAAGACGAUGGACGACGUGAACAAUUAUCACGGCGUAAGUUGGUAUAAUCACGAACAACUCGUCGAGUAUGAUUUUGGCGGUGACCCGCUGAUUGAGCAAUGGCUCACAGCGAAUCCCAACCGUGUCAAUCUGGGAAGGGUGGGGCUGGUGUUUCGGUCGGCCGAGGGAGAGGUGCUCAACGUGACGGAGAGUAACUUGACGGAUGUUCACCAGGAGCUCGACCUCUGGACGGGAACGAUUACAAGCGGAUUCUCUUUUGGAGGGGAGCCGAUUAUUGUGACAACGACAUGUGCACAGGACCGAGACACCGUUGGAAUUAGCAUCGAGUCUGCACUGUUGAGUGAUGGUCAGUUGGGCGUGUUCGUGGAUUAUCCGUGGAACGAUGGUUCAGAAUCAUUCAACGCACCGUUUGUCGGGAACUGGGAUGCUCCUGCCAACCACACGACUUCGAUCAGUACUGACGUUGAUGACCACAAUGCAGAGAUUACACACACGCUCGACGAAGCUUCGUUCAUCACUUCUUUCGACGGCGACACUUUCACCAUAUCCCGCGAUGCUCCCGAUGCUCAUCGUUACACCAUCCUACCCAAAGACUCUACGUCGACUUUCCGAAUGGCAAUUACCUAUGGUAUCACAAGUCCAGGCGACAGGACAAGCUACGAGGCCACGGACGUUUCAUCGCGAACAACUUGGGACGCCUUUUGGUCACAAAGCGGUUUCGUCGACGUAUUUACGGAGUCUUCGGAUCCGAGAGCAGAUGAGUUGCAAAGGAGGAUUAUUCUUUCGCGGUAUUUGUUGCGUGUGAAUGAGGCAGGAGAUACCCCACCGCAGGAAUCCGGGCUAGUGAAUAAUGGCUGGUACGGCAAAUUCCACAUGGAGAUGUACUUUUGGCACUCGGCACACUGGGCUCUCUGGAACAACUGGGAGCUGCUCAGCCGAUCUACCGGUACUUACGCCAAAUUCCUACCAUCCUCGAUAGCCCGGUCGCAGGAGCAGCAACACUGGCCCUCCGGUGCACGAUGGCCAAAGAUGACCGAUCCUUCAGGUCGUUCAUCCCCAGGCGAUAUAAACAAUCUGCUCAUCUGGCAGCAGCCGCACCCGCUCAUAUUUGCUCAGUAUGAAUAUCGGGCAUCACCAACGAUGGAGACACUGCGCAAGUGGGAGGAUGUCGUUCGGGAAACGGCGAAUUGGAUGGCGGAUUUUGCAUGGUAUAACGAGUCCACAGGCGUCUAUGAUCUUGGACCACCCUUGUACGACGUGAGCGAAGAUAGCGGUCCCAAUAUGACUGUGAAUCCAGCAUUCGAAUUGGCGUAUUGGCGGCUGGGAUUGGGCUAUGCCGAAGAAUGGAUGAAGAAUCUCGGCGAGGAAGUACCAAGCAGUUGGACGGUGGUCAAAGACAAUCUCGCACCACUUCCUGUCAACAACGGCACCUACAAGGUGUACGAAACGAUUGGGGAUGAUUUUUGGACGGAUCCGGCGCACAUAUUCUUUCACCCAACAUUAGUGGGAUUGUAUGGAUGGCUUCCGGAGACGGAGGGAUUGAACCUCACGAUUGCCAAAGCGACGGCCGAGAAGGUGCGAGAGUAUUGGAUUGUGACGUAUGUCUGGGGGUGGGAUUUCUCGAUGCUUGCUAUGUCGUCGGCACGUAAUGGGGAAGCCGAAGACGCCGUCGACUGGCUGUUACAUCCUCAUUUGAAUUUUGACGAUGUUGGGAUGCCAUUGAGUAACGUACGUGUUGCCCCGCCAUAUUUCCCGGGCCCAGGUGGACUCUUGUAUGCUGUAGCGAUGAUGGCAUGUGGAUGGGAUGGUAGUGAAGGGGAUGCGCCAGGAUUUCCGAAAGACGGCUGGGUUGUUCGCCAUGAAGGUUUGAGUAGAGCCUUGUAAUCAACGAACAUUUCGUACCUUUUACCAAGUAGCUCGUAGUCCACAAUGAUGACAAUGCUCUCCAAUUUUCGUAACCGUGUUGACGGUGAAACUCUCGUAUCUGCAGUGUAUCAAUCUCAGUCUACGGACUUCUGCCUGGAAUUGAGGCCCAAAUUGAUACUAAAGCAAAGACAAAUAUAACGCAGCGUCGAGAAUAAACCUUCAAAAGCUCCUAGACAGAAUGGAAGAACGUGAAACACAGUCAUGACAUGACUUGAAUCAAAGUGACGGGAGAUGCGAAGUCGAGCAUGGCAGUAUAUAGAG